Vigna angularis (adzuki bean) is the source of this 1614-nucleotide messenger RNA. RefSeq names its product spermidine hydroxycinnamoyl transferase. The record is from RefSeq and is a predicted model, not a curated record. NCBI's taxonomy places the organism in Eukaryota, Viridiplantae, Streptophyta, Magnoliopsida, Fabales, Fabaceae. The coding region runs from base 179 to 1528 and encodes 449 amino acids. The transcript has a single exon. Gene Ontology annotation, molecular function: acyltransferase activity, transferring groups other than amino-acyl groups.
AUAAUUUAAGAGUGAGUCAAUUCAAAUCAAGCAUCGUGUCUUACAAGCACAUGACGUCUCUGCGCACGUAUAUAGCAUGACACGUCAAAGCAGACCACACAACCUAUGGAAGCAUCAAAUUGAGGCAUCAAAGGUAAUAUAAGGCCACCUUUCCAAACAAAAGAACGAAACGCACAGAAUGGUGAGCAUUCAAUCUCGAUACACUGUCUUUCCCUCAGAAACCACCCCCAACGAAACCCUCUUCUCCCUGUGCGAGCAAAUCAAGCUUCGCACUCAUGCGCCACUCCUUUACGUGUUCAAGCCACACCCUCGUCACGAUGCAUCAACUUUUGUCAACGCUCUUAGGCACUCUCUAAGCCAGGCCUUGACAAUCUAUUACCCAGUUGCGGGUAGGUUGCGUUGGAUCCAUGGGGGGCGAUGGGAGCUUCACUGCAAUGCCAAGGGUGCCCAACUCCUGGAAGCCAUUUGCAAAGAUGUGACUUUGGAUGAUUUGGAUGAUUUUGUGCCUACCCAUUUGGUGUCACAGCUCAUACCAAACAUUGAUUAUGACGUUCCCAUUGAGGACACGCCGUUGUUGGUUGCGCAGCUUACGAGGUUCCCCUGUGGUGGCGUUACCAUUGGGGUGGCCUUGUGUAGAGGGGCCAUCGACGGAAUCGCAACCAUGCGGUUCAUGAACACGUGGGCCAAGUUGGCUCGGGGAGAGAACAUGGAAACGGCACCGUGCCAUGAUCGAAAUGUUUUGAAUUCGUACAAGGCUCAUUCGGGGUUGCACGAUCAUUCGGAGUUUCACCCUCCUCCUCCUUGGUUAGGUCCAUUGGGGAAAGACAGCAAGGUGGCGGUUGCAAUAGUGAAGCUGACGGGUGAACAAGUGAAGAAGCUGAAGCACAAGGGGAAUUCUGGAUCUAGUUCACAACGUUAUUCAACGUUUGAGGUUAUUUCAGGGCACUUGUGGAGGUGUGUGAGUAAAGCACGUUAUGCAGGGAAAAGGGAGCAACCUACGAGGUUGAGCACUUUGGUUAAUUGUAGGCACCGAAUGAAGCCACCUCUUCCAGAAGAUUACGCAGGGAACACAGCAUUUCCUACAGUGACAACAAGCUCUUUUGGUGAAAUGAUGCAGAGGCCAUUGAGUUAUGCGGUCGGGAACGUGAGGGCGGCGCUUGAAAGAGUGACGGGGGAGUUUGUGGAGUCUGCACUUGAUCACAUAGAUAGGGAAAAAGACAUGAAUUUGAUUAGGUAUAACUUUCACUACCCUGCCCCAAGUGUUCAUAAGGGAGCAUACAAGGGGAACCCGAAUCUUUUUGUUGUGAGUUGGAUGAAUUUCUCUUUCAAGGAUGCAGAUUUUGGAUGGGGACAACCCGUGUAUUUUGGCCCUGGGUACAUGGAUUCUGAAGGAAAAGCAUUUCUUUUGAAUGACGCUAAUGGGGAUGGAAUCAUUGUGGCCAUUUCCCUCGAAGCAUCUCACAUGGAUGCUUUCAAGAGGAUUUUUUAUCGUGAUAUCGAGCAGGAAUCUCUCAUUUCCAAACUUUGACGUGUUUCAAGGGCCUCCUUGGACUUUGUUGAUUUUUCAAACAUGGUAGUAAUGCCAUUUUCUAUAAAAAUAUAUCUUUAAUGAUA